AUGCUAGAUGGCUCGUCAUCGCCCACAGCCAACGAGAUGUCCAGCUUCGCAGGGAAGGAUCUCAUAGUGGCUCCUACCAGGCGUUCUUCCACCUAUCCAUCCUAUCCUCCACAAAAACGGCGCCGCGGAUCUGCCAGUUCUGUUCUAUGUCAAGCCACCGGUGAUGACUGCUUUUUCGGAGAUUCCCAUCCUUCCGUUUCGGCCACAUGCUGUGAACCGCAUUCAGACACUUCCCAAGUUGUGGACAGUGAACAAUUCCUUGUGCAACAAUCUAAUGACCCUGUGAUGGUCAACCAGAACACAGCAUUUGCAAAAGGUGUGGAUAUAAACGACAAUAUUGGUUGCAAAGCAUCUUCAAAACGAAAUCAGCCUCCGCAAUGCACUACUAAUGAGUCUGAGGCUGGUUUGUCCCGCUCAACCAAUGAUCUUCCGACAACAAUUUUAUCCCGGACAGCUAAUGCCAGUGAGAAUCCAACGGGUAUGAGUUCGAAUAAUGUAUCCCUUCUCAUUCCUCCUUUGGGCUUAGCAGCACAUUCAUCUGCAGGCGAACUUCCUGGAUUUAGAAAUGCUAUCCUAUCCGUGUCUUUGUUUGUUGUCAACAUGGACUACUUCACAGCUCAAUUUUCUCCUGACCCAAUCGUGCAACGGAUUGAGUCCAACACAACCGGCGGUGCGUUCGUCGAACGAUACCAGAUCACAAUUUCAGACGUAUCCACGCAACCGGGUGCCUCAAUCGAGCCGUCAGCUACUGAACCGUCCGGGCUUUCAUCAAAACAACCAACUCCGUCGAUGGAACUAGCAUUUACGGCUGCACGAACAUCGGUCGAUCCAGUGAUGUCAAAUUCUCUGGCCAAAAGCACAGAUCCCGGUUAUAUAUCUGCGGAUUCAGGUGGUGUGGGUUCAAAAGGUCGAGUUGGAAAGGUGUAUGAACGUCCUAGCACGGACGAAGUGGUACGAGUCGCUAAAAGUUUAGAUAAUUUGGACACCGAAGUGCUUCGGGCUCGAGUAAAAGAAGUUCUCCGUCAGAAUGGUGUAUCACAACGUCUAUUUGGCGAAGUCAUUCUAGGCAUGUGUCAAGCCUCUGUGAGUGAUAUGUUAUCAAAGCCUCGUGCCUGGUCCCAGCUCACGGAAAAGGCUCGUCUGCCGUAUGUGCGUAUGCACAUUUGGCUCAAUCAACCCGACCGGAUGGACGCACUGCGUGGUGGCGUAGCCCCGACCGGAAACACAACCAAAUGUGGCGCCCGGGGACAGCUACGGUCUGUUGAUGCCAACUCGGAGGAAGAUGUGCCCGUUAUGAAGUGCACCAACUCACCGAUUAAAGUGGAGCAUGAAUCGCUUGAAAAUGAACCCUCCGAGUGUACACCACUAAAAUUAAGGAGAAUGGAAUCAACGGAGCCCGGUGCGUUAUCUCAUACGGAUUCGAGUUUGUCCGAAUCACUUCGUCCCAUUCCUGUCACAACCGGGAAAACUGCACCUCCCGAUGCCUCCGGUGUCGUAACUCAUACAGGAUCUGAGCCGACUCUGACAAUUCCUAGUACUGGCUGGCUAGCUCCACCGUUGGAAAAUGGCACAAACGGAUCUGACAAUGAACGUGAUGCGAUUGGUACAGAUACCUCGACGAAACAAUCAGCUGGACGAAAUCGUGUGGUUUUUACUCCAGCUCAAAAAGAAACCUUGUUGAUUGAAUUCACACGUCAGCCCUAUCCGACUUCGAACAGUUUACGUGCACUGGCUCAGCAGUUGAAUUUACCUUACAAACCAGUAGUCAACUGGUUUCACAAUCGUCGUAUGCGUAGUCGCCAGUCUUCCGGACCCAUGUUGACUAAGAUAGAUAAGUCCACCUCAGAUAUUAUCCACGAUUUGGUAUCCGAUGUGACCCAUCGGGAAUUGCCGGCACUGGAAUGUAGCGAAUACUUCAGCAAUGUGGGCGAUCAAAAACGCACUUACGACCUUCAUUUUGAUGCGUGCACAUCCAUGGGUGCAGCUGGUGCUCAAGCCAAUCGUCGCAAGCGCCGUGAUCCAGCACGAUUGGUUUCGCGCACCGGCUCCGUUACCGUUUCAAAUCAAUCAGAUCUCAUUGACCCUGUAUAA
Molecule: messenger RNA, 2091 nt
Organism: Echinostoma caproni
Lineage: Eukaryota; Metazoa; Platyhelminthes; Trematoda; Plagiorchiida; Echinostomatidae
Source: the annotation of a GenBank genome assembly